Molecule: messenger RNA, 3236 nt
Organism: Sphaerodactylus townsendi
Lineage: Eukaryota; Metazoa; Chordata; Lepidosauria; Squamata; Sphaerodactylidae
Gene: SEC24A
Product: SEC24 homolog A, COPII coat complex component
Exons: 22
Coding region: 108-3077 (989 amino acids)
Biological process (GO): endoplasmic reticulum to Golgi vesicle-mediated transport; COPII-coated vesicle cargo loading; intracellular protein transport
Cellular component (GO): endoplasmic reticulum exit site; COPII vesicle coat
Molecular function (GO): zinc ion binding; SNARE binding
Source: RefSeq, a predicted model, not a curated record
UCCGGUGUGAGCGUGAGUCUCUCCCCGCCCUCCUGCACUGGGCUUGGCGCUGGGGCCCGGCCUGCAGUCACAGGCGCCGGGACGCGGACUCCCCUGCCACCGCCGCCAUGGCCCAGUCGGGGAGACCCGCGUUUGGCAGCCAGAAUGGGGCUGAGCAGCCGCAGCCGUACAGCAACGGUCCUGUUCAAAGCUCAUUGAUGAAUUCAUCACAUAUGUCAGAUGGACAAGCAUAUAAUUCUUGGGUUCCAGGUGUGUACUCUCACCAAAUGACGACAAAGAAUCCUCUGCAUACAACUUCUGGACUAUAUAACUAUGAUAGUUCACAGCCUGUUUCAUCUUUUAGUAAUUAUCAGGGACCUGGGCAGACUCUGAAUAGACCACCUACUGGAUCUUCUAUGGCAACAAUACAACCUGGACCUAUUGCCCAUAUGCCUCCUCCCUUGCAGAACUCGGCUGCUGUAUCAACCUCUUCUGGUAGCUUUUCUUCUGGAGUCAAUUUCCCAGCACACUCAAACUGGCAGUAUGGGCAGACUCCUUUGAGUCAGUCAACAGUUGGCUCUCCAGCAAACCAUUUUGCUCAUCCAUCAGCAACUCAGCCAUUGCUGUCAUCAACAGGGAAUACAGAUCUGCCCACAAGCUAUCAUUAUGUUUCUUCUCCUGGAGGUCCUCCAGUUCAAAACAGCUACACAAAGCCAGGUUCUGUUCCUCUACCGUUUAAUCAGCCAACCUACUCACCAGUCCGACCUCCUUUAGGACCUCCUCCAGUUGGAAAUCCAGCUUCUAUACGGCCAUCAGCUCCCCCAACAGCUCCACUAGGAAGUACUGCAUCACAGGUUGUUCAGAAUUCAGCAGCAAAGCAUGAAGCAGGUGAUGCUGCCUCUCCUGCCAGCGAUGGAUCACUGGUCCAAAAUAAUUAUGAUACCAUAGAAGGAGGUGGCUUCUCAGCAACAGCACAUACCCCUUCUGCACCUCAGAAUCUUAAGACAAAUAGACACGUUGGGAGUUCUUAUCCCAGCUUGCCUCCAGGCUACCAAAAUGCAUCUCCAUCUAGAGCACCAAGAUUGCCAUCCCCAGGGAUGCAGUAUCCGUGUGGACCACAACCAUUUCCUCAGCCUGCCAUCGGAACUAAUAACUUAGCUGCGUCUAUGAACAGAUUAAGUCUUCAGCCAGAAGGAUUAAGACCUAUCAACCUUCUUCAAGACAGAAAUAUUCUUCCCACUACUCCCCUGCAGGCACCUGUCCCAAACUUGCAUGAAGAUAUUCAGAAGCUAAACUGUAAUCCAGAAUUGUUCCGAUGUACGUUGACUAACAUUCCUCAAACUCAGGCCUUAUUGAACAAAGCCAAACUUCCGUUGGGGCUCCUGCUUCAUCCUUUCAAAGACCUAUCGCAAUUGCCUGUAGUGACUUCCAGCACAAUUGUGAGGUGUCGUAGCUGCAGGACAUAUAUCAAUCCUUUUGUCAGCUUUCUUGACCAGAGGAGAUGGAAAUGCAACUUAUGUUACAGAGUGAAUGAUGUUCCUGAAGAAUUCAUGUACAAUCCUGUGACAAGAGUUUAUGGAGAACCUCAUAAAAGACCUGAAGUUCAAAAUGCUACAAUUGAGUUUAUGGCUCCCUCAGAAUACAUGCUACGUCCACCUCAACCUCCUGUUUACCUCUUUGUAUUUGAUGUUUCUCAUAAUGCAAUAGAAACAGGAUACUUGAAUACUGUAUGCAAGACGUUAUUGGACAAUCUAGACUUACUCCCAGGAAACACUAGAACAAAAAUAGGCUUUAUAACUUUUGACAGCACAAUCCAUUUCUAUAGCCUUCAGGAAGGUCUUUCUCAGCCUCAAAUGUUAAUAGUUUCAGAUAUUGAAGAUGUGUUUAUACCAAUGCCUGAGAAUCUACUAGUAAACUUAAAUGAAAGCAAAGAGCUAAUUCAAGAUUUACUAAGAACCUUGCCCCAGAUGUUUACCAACUCCCUGGAAACGCAGAGUGCUCUUGGACCAGCACUGCAGGCUGCUUUUAAAUUGAUGUCCCCCACUGGUGGCCGGAUUUCUGUUUUCCAGACACAGCUUCCAUCUAUAGGAGCAGGUGCACUCAAACCUCGUGAAGAGCCUAACCAAAAAGCAUCUGCGAAGGACAUACAUCUUACGCCAUCUACUGACUUCUAUAAAAAGUUGGCCUUGGAUUGCUCAGGACAACAGGUUGCAGUUGACUUGUUUCUUCUUAGUGGGCAGUACUCUGAUUUGGCUUCAUUAGGGUGUAUAUCAAGGUAUUCAGCUGGAAGUGUCUAUUACUACCAAUCUUACCAUCACCAACAGAAUCCUCCUGUGGUGGAGAAAUUACAGAAAGAGCUUAAGCGAUACUUGACUAGGAAGAUUGGCUUUGAGGCUGUUAUGAGAAUAAGAUGUACCAAAGGUCUUUCCAUUCAUACUUUCCAUGGCAACUUUUUUGUGCGGUCAACAGACUUGUUGUCAUUACCCAAUGUGAAUCCUGAUGCAGGAUAUGCUGUACAAAUGUCAGUAGAAGAGAGUCUGACAGACAUGCAAGUGGUCUGCUUUCAGUCUGCCCUCCUUUACACAUCCAGUAAAGGUGAAAGGAGGAUUCGUGUCCACACAUUGUGUUUGCCAGUUGUUAACCAGCUGAGUGAUGUUUAUAUGGGUGCUGAUGUUCAAGCUAUUACUGGGCUUUUAGCCAAUAUGGCUGUUGAUCGGUCAGUUUCUGCUAGUUUGAGCGAUGCUCGAGAUGCGUUGGUGAAUGCUGUAAUAGAUUCCCUUUCUGCAUACCGAUCAUCUGUCCUAACUAUUCAACAGCCUGGUCUCAUGGCUCCCUUCUCAUUACGUCUCUUCCCACUGUAUGUACUGGCUCUCUUAAAACAGAAAGCAUUCCAAACUGGUACAAAUACACGUUUAGAUGAUCGCAUCUUCACCAUGUGUCAAGUGAAAAACCAACCGUUAGCAUACCUCAUGCUUAUGAUGCAUCCCACUUUAUACAGAAUUGACAAUCUCACAGAUGAGGGUGCCCUCAACAUCAAUGACAGCCCAUGGCACCACAGCCUCGCAGUCACCUGCCUGUCUUAUGGAGAAAAUAAGUAGAAAUGGGACAUGCUUCACCCUAUGGAUGAUGGCUCUGUCACAUGUUUUUAUGGAUUGGAAAGAAUUGUGGGCAGAACUUUAUCAGCCAUGUCAUUGGUGUUCCAAACUAUGCAUCAAUACCGCACAAUAAGGCACAUCUCUCUGAGCUCGACACAACUG